Messenger RNA from Plodia interpunctella (Indianmeal moth), 1188 nucleotides. RefSeq names its product Deoxyhypusine synthase (gene Dhs). The transcript has a single exon. The record is from RefSeq and is a predicted model, not a curated record. The coding region runs from base 74 to 1183 and encodes 369 amino acids. Gene Ontology annotation, biological process: peptidyl-hypusine biosynthetic process. Lineage: Eukaryota; Metazoa; Arthropoda; Insecta; Lepidoptera; Pyralidae. Gene Ontology annotation, molecular function: deoxyhypusine synthase activity. Gene Ontology annotation, cellular component: cytoplasm.
AACUUCAUUGUCAAACAAAACAAUAAAAAGGAAAACGAAAACUAACGAAAAUAGAAUAACACCAGCGACGAACAUGGAUUUAGCAGCGAAAAUCGAGAAAUCCAAAGCACCUGAAUGUGCUGUGGGCGCUGUGUUAGUGCCAAGUCAGGAGCUCCCAGCAGAAACUCCCAUAGUCUCGGGUUACGAUUGGGAAAGUGGCACAGACUACAACAAAAUACUCGAUAGCUAUGUUAGAUCUGGUUUCCAAGCUACUAACUUCGGUAAAGCAGUGAUAGAGAUUAACAAAAUGCUGAAAUGUCGAUCCGUGGCUUUAACGGAAGAGACAAGUGACCCUUAUGAAGAAGAUUCCUUCAUAAAGAAGAAAACUAAUUGUACAAUCUUCUUGGGUUACACAUCAAACAUGAUAUCAUCAGGAUUGAGGGAUACAAUAAGAUUUCUGGUGAAGAACAGAUUAGUAGACUGUAUUGUGACUACUGCUGGCGGUGUGGAGGAAGAUUUCAUCAAAUGCCUCGCUCCAACUUAUGUUGGUGACUUUAAUCUCAGUGGAAAAGUCCUAAGGACAAGAGGUAUAAAUCGAAUUGGUAAUCUAUUAGUGCCAAAUGAUAAUUAUUGCCGGUUCGAGGAAUGGGUGACUCCGAUAUUAGAUGAAAUGCUUGAGGAACAAAUGCAAGACGGUACGGUUUGGUCUCCGUCGAGAAUUAUUGCCAAAUUGGGAGAGAAAAUCAAUGAUGAAAGCUCCGUUUGUUAUUGGGCUUGGAGGAACAAUAUCCCUGUAUUCAGUCCAGCGUUAACUGAUGGCUCUCUUGGGGAUAUGAUGUACUUUCAUUCGUUCAAACGGCCAGGACUUGUGAUUGAUAUUUUAGGAGACUUACGAAGGCUUAACACGAUGGCUGUCAAAGCGAAUAAUACAGGUAUGAUCAUAUUAGGAGGUGGAGUUGUUAAGCAUCACAUUUGUAAUGCAAAUUUAAUGAGAAAUGGUGCUGAUUAUUCGGUGUAUGUAAAUACGGCUAGUGAGUUUGAUGGCAGCGAUGCAGGUGCAAGACCUGAUGAGGCAGUCUCGUGGGGAAAGAUCCGGAUGAAUGCGACCCCAGUGAAGUUGUAUGCGGAUGCCACAUUGGUAUUUCCGUUACUCGUGGCUCAGACAUUUGCCAAAUAUCAUUUCAGCAAUAAAAAGAAUGUAUAAAUGUA